CCUAACGGUAGUUUGUAUAAGUAGUUGAAAUGGCGUUAUCCACCGCAGGGGUGGUUGUUCCACGGAACUUCAGACUUUUAGAAGAAUUGGAACAAGGUGAGAAGGGUGUUGGAGAUGGAACAAUUAGCUGGGGUCUAGAAGAUGACAUGGACAUGUCUCUUACCCACUGGACAGGAAUGAUUAUAGGACCACCCAGGAUUGAGAGAAAAAUGAUACCUGUGUUAAACCACUGGCAGAGAACAUACUCAAUCAAGACAAUAUUACAUGAACUUCGUAGAGCAAUGACUUUACGAGAUAAUCAGAGAUUGGCUCAACCACCAGAGACUUCAACAUUUUAACCAUGAAUGGAGAAGAAAAGAAUCAUGCAAUGUGAAAUGUCAUUUUUGUUUGCACCAAGGCUCAGUAGAAUGUUGCUGUAGCUUCAGAAAAAAGAGGCUGUUAACAAAAAUUGGCGGGAAAGUGCUUAACUACCUCUAUUUUUUGCAGGUUAUUAUUAUUUUGUUAUUAUUGAGAACAGUUUAAUGAUUUAAAUUAAAGCCAUGGGUAAAAUUAAAACAAAUUAUUUGCUAUGUUUGCACUACAUGAAGUGAGCUUAUGUGAUGUUACAAGAAGGUUUUCUUCCUUACAAAAAAGAGGAUAAUUUGUUUAGUAUAGCAAGAAGAGGGUAUAGUAUUUAUUUUAUAUUAUAAAAAGGAUUGGAUUUACCUGAUAUCACUUGAAGAUUUAUUUUAUGUUGCAAGGAGAUGGGAAGGACUUAUCUGAUAUCACAUGAAGAGGAAGAUUUGAUUAAUGUAAAAAAAAAAGGUUUGUCUCGUAUUUCGAGAGGAAAGAAGGAUAAUGUGUUUGAGUGUACAAGGAGCAGAAGGGGAUUUACAUGUUAUCUCCAGGAAAUAUAGAAUGUUUGAUUUUGCAAGUAAAGAGAUUAGGGAUUAUCUAGUGUUACAAGGAGAGAGAGAAGGUUGCCCGACUUUACUAACAUAGGUUUUAUUUUACUGUAAGAACUUAUAGAUUGCCUGAUGUUACCCCCAAAAAAUGUUUUUUUUAUUUUACAAGGAAAAAAACAGGAUUUCUUGUGCAAUGAGAAGAUGGGUAAAUUGUUUUCUGUUACAAGAAAAGAGAGGUGUGAUUUUGUAGAGAAGGUUUGUGUUAUAAAAGGAUGGUGGAAUUUUCUGGUGUUAUAAAAGAAAAGUUUGAUCAUAAAA
Messenger RNA from Limulus polyphemus (Atlantic horseshoe crab), 1202 nucleotides. Its product is annotated as ubiquitin-conjugating enzyme E2 variant 2-like. The transcript has 3 exons. The record is from RefSeq and is a predicted model, not a curated record. NCBI's taxonomy places the organism in Eukaryota, Metazoa, Arthropoda, Merostomata, Xiphosura, Limulidae. Bases 30 to 338 code for a protein of 102 amino acids.